Pisolithus orientalis is the source of this 1024-nucleotide messenger RNA. RefSeq lists its product as uncharacterized. The record is from RefSeq and is a predicted model, not a curated record. The transcript is spliced from 2 exons. Lineage: Eukaryota; Fungi; Basidiomycota; Agaricomycetes; Boletales; Pisolithaceae. The coding region runs from base 113 to 775 and encodes 220 amino acids.
GCAUUGUAGCUGGUGCACGAACGUCAGAAUUGUGUAGUACUGCGCAUCGCCCCCUAGGAUGUUUCACCUGUCCAUCCUAUUCCCCUGUCCUCGUCCACACCCAUGACUCUGGAUGAUCAUGAUUCAGAGAAUCGGUAAAAGACGGAAACGGGGAAAUCUUCUUGAUGAACAUCGAGACGUAGCUCUGUCCUGGAACAGUGUGCGAAUGGGCCAAGAGCAGGUAAUAUUGCUGAGGAGUCAGGCCGUGACAGCGGAAAGAGUUGGUGGCGGUCGAUCGCACGCGAUGGCGGAAAUGACAAACGGUUUGCUGAUUUUUCGCGCAAUUCUGGUGACGUUUUUCCAACGUAUAGGCCUUCGGUGGAGAAGGAUAGGGAUAACACCCCUAAGUCUAAUACCAUUCUUUGCUCCCGUCCUCGUACUCGUCGUCUUCGGACUUGCCUAUGCAAACACAAACCCACUCUUGUACAGAAAUGGUACGUUAUUUCGCCACUGGGACUGUUCGUCAUCGGUCCCCGUUUCAGAUGAGGUGCGUCGUGCUAUGUACACACGGGCCGAAGGCGUCGGUUUUAGUAGCGUAUCGACGCGCUCGUGCCUGCUGAUUUAUCAUCUGUACAGGCGGCCAGGGGUCCCGCAUAUACAAGAUCAGCCGACAUCGAGGAGAUAUGCACGGGAAGUGGGAAGAUACGCGCGAAGGUCGGCUUUCUUCCUGCCCCGCCAACGUAUCUCGGGAUUGACUCGUCCCGCUUACUCCACUACCAGACCCUCACUGUUGUGAAUCAGUGAAUGCCGGCUCGAACUGAUACCUUACCGACAGGCUGCCCCGAUAGCCUGUUUACUCGAUGGAAACCCAGUAUUCUCACCUUUGUAUUCAUGUGUUGCAAGGGGCAUGUGGCAUAACAGUUAACCCCAGCGUCGAAUAUCAUUCUGGCAAUACCAAAGUUACAUCUUUGAAUAACCUUUUUCUGUAAAAACUCGAGGUCGAAGUACAGUGAGUCUCGAGUAACUUCAUGCAUGAAAAUCUUCC